GUUCGUCCACUCACCUAAAAUGGCGUCGAGUGACGUGAGGAUUAUGCUGCUGGGGAAGAACAGCCAGGAGAACAGAAGAGUGGGAAACUUCAUCCUGAGAAGCAAAGCUUUUAAUACUGAAGCUCCUCUUAGUUCAGUAGAGCAGUACAGUGAAAAAGCCAGAGAAAAAGCGGAAGGAAGGGACAUCACACUCAUCAACACACCUCAGCUGUUUGAUACUGAACUCUCUGAUGAGGAGCUGAGUCAGAGAGUGAAAGAGUGCAUGACUCUUUGUGAUCCUGGACCUCACGUUAUAAUGCUGGUCAUACAGCCAGGAGAUUUCACUGAGGCAGACAGAAACCAACUGAAUCACAUCUUCAGAUAUUUAUCUGAUGACGCCCUUAAAUACACCAUGGUACUGACAACAGAAAAGCCACAGUCAGGCAGCAGUGUAGAUCCAGGUGAAGAGAGCGGCUCUGAGGAGAUUAUAGAAAGGAUUAAGUGGUAUUUUGACCUUGAAAGUGAAAGCAGUCAUUCUGCUCUUAUGGAGAAGAUGGAGAAGAUGAUUAAAGAGAAUGGAGGGGAUCACUUUCAGUGGGAGGAAUUCAUGAUGGCUCAACUUGCAACAGAACAACUACAGGAACAAACAGCAGCUCAGAAAAAACCUGAACAAACGGUGGGGAAAAACAUUCCACAUAAAGACAGCAGACAGCAGAAGGAAACAUCAGGAAGACCUUGGAAUCCAAUCUCUCAUUUUUGAAAACAACAUGACAGUGUGGUGCCUCAGAGGUUGAACUUGGUGCUGUGUGGCAGUGAUGGAGCACUGAAGGCCUUCAUAUCAGAUCUCAUUCUCGGCCCAAGCCAGCGCAGUUCAGCACCCAGCUCAGAGUGCGUG
Molecule: messenger RNA, 874 nt
Organism: Colossoma macropomum (tambaqui)
Lineage: Eukaryota; Metazoa; Chordata; Actinopteri; Characiformes; Serrasalmidae
Product: GTPase IMAP family member 4-like
Exons: 4
Coding region: 20-739 (239 amino acids)
Molecular function (GO): GTP binding
Source: RefSeq, a predicted model, not a curated record